GUUUUUUUAAAUAUUUUAUAACCACACUAGUUUGCGUUUCCAAUAAAUCCUUUUGAUUGAAGUGAUACCGGCACACGAAAAACCGUUUUGCGGUUAUGGUCUCAUACGGUUACAGCACCAGACAACACGUGACAGUAACAAAUGCCAACAAACAAUUUUCCGCGCACGCGCUUUUUACACAAAUUUGCGCCUUCUGCGAUGGACAGGAGAACUAAUUUAACUCCCCUCGCUGCCUCUCAAACCCCGCACCCAUGUUCUAAUAAUUCGCCAUUUUCCCCUAUUGAGUUGGCCGAGCCUGGGUCUAGUGUUGAGGUUAUGUUGCUUUUCUUGAUCUCGAAUAAUAAUAUAUAACACAAACAAUAAUAAUUUUGAAAAAGUAUGUACAAAUUGUUCAAAGAAACAAUCAUAAGAACAUCUGGAAAAGGUUUCGAGAUGUCACAGAUGUCACCUAUAAUUCUUCUGUGACCAGAUACCGGAGCACAAAAUUAAAAUACGACAAAAAAUGCCGUACUACACAAUUGAAAUACGGUCACAUCGGUAACCAGAGCUAUUGCUUAGGAGCACAGUAGAUAGAGGAAAGAGUGAGAUGCAGAAGAGAACAAGAACAAGAGCUUAAGCUCAUUUAUACAUCUCACUUUUCUUGGAUGCCUUCAGCUUCAAUUAGUUCUUCGUUGUCAUCAUCUUCCAAGGGGAGUUCCUCAAUAGAAAGCUGAUGAUCGACUUCCAUUUUGAUUGUAGCUAUUACAACAUUCUAAAGCAAUCUGUUUACAGAUAUUGAGCAUUUUUGAUCAGCCAGCGAAAAAAUAAAGGCGCAUAAUAUCUCUGUUCAUAUGGAUUCUGAUUUAUAACAUGGAGAAAGAGGACGAUUUUGUUGUUAUUGUUAAAGCAAAACCUGUUCGCAAAGUUUUUAAAGCUCCAGCUAGAGUGAGCAAAAUACCUUCAGAACUACUUAAUGAUACGUUCAUUAAUACAGCUGUUUCUGCGUUACCUUCAAACUAUAAUUUUGAGAUACACAAAACAAUAUGGAGGAUUAAAGAAAAUAAAAGUAGUCGGGUGGGAUUACAAAUGCCUGAAGGAUUGUUGAUGUUUGCUACAACUAUUGCUGAUAUCAUAGAGGAAUUUACAGAAGCUGAGACUGUCAUUCUAGGAGACGUGACUUAUGGUGCCUGCUGUAUAGAUGAUUUUAUUGCAAGAGCAUUGGAUAUUGAUUUUUUAAUUCACUAUGGACAUUCUUGCCUAAUUCCUAUAGAUCAGACUACAGGAAUCAAAUUACUAUACAUUUUUGUUGAUAUUAAAAUCGACGUCGCGCACUGUAUUAGAUGCUUGAAAUCAACGCUAUCAGUAAAUAGUAAGAUUGCUCUUGUAAGUACAAUACAAUUUGCCGGGAGUUUUCAAGGAAUUGCAGCAGAAAUGAGAAAAGACAAUUAUGAGGUAACAAUACCUCAAAGCAAGCCGUUAAGUCCUGGAGAGAUUUUAGGUUGUACAGCGCCAAAUAUUCAUUGUGCAGAUGUUUUAGUAUAUAUAGGAGAUGGCCGAUUUCAUUUGGAAGCAGUUAUGAUAGCAAAUCCUAAACUGAGAGCUUUUCGUUACGAUCCAUAUGAGAAGAAAUUAACUGAAGAAUUUUACGAUCAUAAAUUGAUGCUUGACGGUAGAAAAGCGUCGAUAAGUCAGUCUGUUGAAGCCAAAAACUUUGGAUUGUUACUCGGUACCCUUGGUCGACAAGGAAAUACUAAUGUCCUCUUCAAUUUACAACAGAGACUAAACGUAUUGGGAAAAACAUAUAUAAUUAUUUUACUUUCGGAAAUAUUUCCGAAUAAAUUACAACUCUUCAAGGACAUAGAAGCUUUUAUACAGGUUGCAUGCCCAAGACUAAGCAUCGACUGGGGUACAUCAUUUAAAAAACCGCUCCUAAAUCCUUUUGAAGCAGCUGUCACUUUAAAUAUGAUAAUAUUUAAUGAAGAAAAGCCGUAUCCAAUGGACUUUUAUGCAUCCGCCAGUCUUGGUCCCUGGGCUCCAAAUCACAAGUUACCUGAAUUGGAAAGGCCGACAAAUUCAUGUUGUGGAAAAUGUAAAGAUGUGAAGUAGAAAUUACAUGAAAUUAAAAAAAUAUAAUUUUGUAUUUAUAUUAAUUAACCAACUAAUAUAAAAUAUUUUUGAAUAU
Messenger RNA from Belonocnema kinseyi, 2161 nucleotides. It is a transcript of the gene Dph1, whose product is annotated as 2-(3-amino-3-carboxypropyl)histidine synthase subunit 1. The transcript is spliced from 7 exons. NCBI's taxonomy places the organism in Eukaryota, Metazoa, Arthropoda, Insecta, Hymenoptera, Cynipidae. Gene Ontology annotation, molecular function: 2-(3-amino-3-carboxypropyl)histidine synthase activity. Gene Ontology annotation, biological process: protein histidyl modification to diphthamide. The record is from RefSeq and is a predicted model, not a curated record. The coding region runs from base 850 to 2085 and encodes 411 amino acids.